Messenger RNA from Paramuricea clavata, 1495 nucleotides. The record is from the annotation of a GenBank genome assembly. Lineage: Eukaryota; Metazoa; Cnidaria; Anthozoa; Malacalcyonacea; Plexauridae.
AUGGCGGCUAAAUGCAUCUUUACGAAAACUGUAAGUAUUCAGCCUUUGAUAUGCAAUUAUAACAGGUUUUCUUUUUUACAAAUCUCUCUAGAUAAAUCGUUUUAUGUUAAAGGAUGUUUUUAAAGUGUGUUUGCAAAUUGUGUGCUAUCAACAAUUGUUAAAAUUUUCAGAGAUGAUGGCAUUUUCUUGGAGUCAUUGCAACAUCUGCCAGAAAGAUACAUCAGAAGAGCUAAGAUGCAUGUCCAUUAAGAUCACGUGGAGCAGAUAAGAGCGAUCCCAGAAGCGUGUAUAACUCGUUUCUACAAAAUGUUUCUGAGUUCCGUGAUUCACUGGAUGUAAUAUUGCCUGUUAGCCUUACGCUGCCGCUCGAGCUAAAUGUUGAUGCCUUGAUCGAAAAAGAAGCUGCGUGGCACAAGUCUUGACAUUUACAAUUCAGUAAAUCUAAACUAAAUAAAGCAAAGGAAAGAGCAGUUCGAAAAAGAAAGCAAGAUCAAGCAAAGAGAGAGCAGGAGAAACCAAGCAAAACCCGUAUACUGUCCUCUAGCAUAAAGAAGAGAGACUGCAAAGAGAAGAGAGACUGCAAAGAGAGCAAAGAGAACUGCAUAUUGUGUGACCAAACUUGUACUGGCUCGCUUCAUAAUGUCACUACUUUCGCUACUGAUGAAAACCUUCGUCGAAUGAUAACAGAACUACAAGACAACACGCUGUUACCUAAGAUUUCUGGGGUUGACCUUAUUGCAGCUGAAGCAACAUAUCACAUGAAGUACAUGACAAACCUGCGCAACCGCUAUAGAAGUCACUUAACAAGAGCACGACAAGAAUCAUGUAAAGAAGAUGAGAAAAUGAAGGAAUCUCAAGUCUUUAUCGAGUUAAACGCAUAUAUCGAGAGUUCUGUCGAGAAUGAGAAGUUAUUUUUUUUGCUUUCUGAGUUGAUUCACUUUAUGUAAGUCGGCUUCAAACCCUAGGCGUUCAAAAACAAGUGAAUAGAACUAGACUUAAAACCUCGAUACUGGAAAACUUCCCAGACGCUCAAGAGCAAAAUGAUGGAAAGAAUGUUGUUAUAAUUUUCAAGAAAGCCAUACAGGGCAUUGUGAAAGAGGUGGUACAGCAAAGAGACUUCUCAGAGGAAGCUGUGAUUCUAGCUAAGGCUUCAGCAAUUGUUCGAAAAGACAUUUUUAGUCAUGAAGGGUUUAAAUUUUCCGGAAGUUUUCCGCAAGACUGCCAAGCGAGAUCUGUAGCAGCUAGCCUUAAGUCAAUAAUGUCAAUGAUUUUAAGUGAGGUGAACAUUAAGAACACCGAGGCGCAAGAAUCUCAGCCAUGCUUAGCAGUGUGUCAAACCAUAAUUUUUAAUACAAAGGCCAAGGAACGCUCAACUGUUGAGUCAAAAACUGUCCAGUCACCGCAUACUAAAUCACGCGAACCACCUCUUCCAUUAUAUCUCGGAUUUAAUGUCCAUGCAAUGACCAGAAGUAAGACACUAAUUGCAAAGUUGUAA